AUGCAGGCGAAAUAUGGGAUUCAGGAUUGCGAUUUCUACAACUUCGACGAAACAGGCUUUAUGAUGGCUUUCAAAGCUGCAUAUCAACAAUCGAUUACUAUUCAGAAUAUAAAAGCUGGUUUUCGAGGAGCAGGUCUAAUAUCAUUUGAUCCUCAAUCUAUACUCUCAAAACUAGAUAUUAGGAUUCGUACUUCUAUCCCUCCAUCUACCUCCUUGGAACUUACCAAUUUCUGGAUCUCUCAAACCCCUCACAAUCCAACUGAGGCUCUUUUACAAUCAACUCUAAUAAAAGCUCGAAUAGCUCGUCAUCAAUCAAGCUCUCCUACACCUAUAUUUGAGACUGUACAAGCUUUAGCUAAAGGUACAGAGAGAUUGGCAUAUGAAGUUACACUUUUGAGUGUUGAGAAUCGUAUACUUCGAAAAGCAAAUGAAGCGUUAAGUAAACGUCGAUACACUAAAAAAAUUCAACUACGUAAUAGAGGAGUACUUACUGGACAAGAAGCUGAAGAUAUAUUAUCACAACAAGAGAUUGAUAAUCAGAUUCAACGCGACGAGCGUCAAAAUGGAGGAAAUUCUAAUAGGGAAUCAUCUACUAGUCGAUGCUGUAAUGCUAGUUUAUUAGAUUCUUAA
This is a messenger RNA of Sclerotinia sclerotiorum 1980 UF-70, 630 nucleotides long. RefSeq lists its product as hypothetical. The transcript is spliced from 3 exons. Lineage: Eukaryota; Fungi; Ascomycota; Leotiomycetes; Helotiales; Sclerotiniaceae. The record is from RefSeq and is a predicted model, not a curated record. Bases 1 to 630 code for a protein of 209 amino acids.